AAAGAUUUUAUUCCUGGACUUAUGUACAUACGAGACAAUGAAGCUACUUCAGAAGAAUUUGAAGCUAUGAGCCUCCCAUUCACUGUGCCUAAUGCAAGUGGUCAAGAUAUUCAGUUGAGUUCCAAGUACACCCAUAUUACACUGGAUAACAGAGCUGAAUAUGUGAGGCUGGCAAUAAACUACAGACUUCACGAGUUUGAUGAACAAGUUGCAGCAGUUCGUGAGGGGAUGGCCCGUGUUGUUCCCGUUCCUCUGCUCUCGCUCUUUACAGGAUAUGAACUGGAAACUAUGGUAUGUGGAAGCCCAGAUAUUCCACUUCACCUUCUGAAAUCUGUAGCAACUUAUAAAGGCAUUGAACCAACUGCUUCCUUGAUACAGUGGUUCUGGGAGGUGAUGGAGUCCUUCUCAAACACAGAGCGAUCUCUCUUCCUGCGUUUUGUGUGGGGCAGAACAAGGUUGCCCAGGACUAUUGCAGACUUUAGAGGGAGAGACUUUGUUAUUCAGGUAUUGGAUAAAUACAAUCCUCCAGACCACUUUCUUCCUGAGUCAUACACUUGCUUCUUUCUCCUGAAGCUGCCCAGAUAUUCCUGUAAGCAAGUACUAGAGGAAAAACUGAAAUAUGCCAUUCACUUCUGCAAGUCUAUAGACACUGAUGAUUAUGCCCGGAUAGCGCUGACCGGAGAGCCAGCGGCUGAUGACAGUAGCGAUGACUCUGAUAAUGAAGAUGCAGAUUCUUUUGCUUCAGAUUCUACACAGGACUACUUAACAGGACAUUAAAAAAAAUGAAAUAAGGGAUAGUUGUCACAAGCACUGAGGCAAAGCGCCAAAAUGACAAUGAAGCCAAGGACAGUUUAGGUCUCAGAAGACAGAGUGUGUAGUGAGAGGGAUGGUAAUCUUCUGUGUGUUUGCUACUCACAGUAGGAGUUAAGGAUUACAGCUUAAACCAUCAGCUUAGAAUAAAUGGCACAGUAUAUGGGCAUUUAACAUUUAUUUUAAGAGCUGAAAGUGGCCCCCCAUAAUGCUGCACUACAUUUAGAACCUUUGUGUUUACUGAAGUGUUGUAAAUGUUUAUAUAAAUAUGGUAGUGCAGCAUCCAAAGGGCAGUGAAACCUUUAAAUUGUGGGUGCAAUAGGUUUUUUCAUAUUAAGUGUUGUGUUCUGUGCAUCUUAUUGAUUGUAUAUUGGAAAUACUGUGCAACAACUGAAUAGUAUUAUAAAUAUUUCAAUUAACUUUACUAGAAGUUUGUUAAAAUUUUUUGAACAUGGAAUUAACAUUAUUCCUUGAAAUUCUUCUAUAGAUAAUAAAAAUGGCCAAUAGUUUCACCUCCACCCCUGGUUUGUAUAUUUUAGCUUAUGCAUUAUUUAUCACAAAUUUGAUACCUUUCUGUGAACAGCAUCAUAAUUCUUAUCAUGGAAAGUGUCCUGUAUAUAAUUUGUGCCAUGUAAAUGCAAAAGUUAUAAUUUCCCUCCAAAUAAAAGUUCUGCCACAGAAAAAA
Messenger RNA from Mesitornis unicolor (brown roatelo), 1495 nucleotides. Its product is annotated as E3 ubiquitin-protein ligase HERC2-like. Bases 22 to 777 code for a protein of 251 amino acids. Gene Ontology annotation, molecular function: ubiquitin-protein transferase activity. Lineage: Eukaryota; Metazoa; Chordata; Aves; Mesitornithiformes; Mesitornithidae. The transcript has 4 exons. The record is from RefSeq and is a predicted model, not a curated record.